This is a messenger RNA of Callithrix jacchus (white-tufted-ear marmoset), 5511 nucleotides long. RefSeq names its product sperm microtubule inner protein 7 (gene SPMIP7). NCBI's taxonomy places the organism in Eukaryota, Metazoa, Chordata, Mammalia, Primates, Cebidae. Gene Ontology annotation, biological process: spermatogenesis. The record is from RefSeq and is a predicted model, not a curated record.
AUUGCCCUAUUCUUCCUUUGGUGGAGGAAAAGGUUUACUUUAAGAAGGAAAACAAAAUUAUAUGCAAACAUUUAGAAAGCUGAGUCAAUUUUGUACUAGUUUAACUCAGACCUUUAGUUAUUGGAAAUAGAGUUUGUGUAGUUAAAAGAAUUAUCAGAAAUACUUACUUUAUAGUAACCAAAAACUCUAAAGAGAGAGGCCAUGGAUGUAGAGAUUCAGAACACACCUGGAAAGAUAAGUAUCUCUAAAAGGUCCAUCCUGUCAGGAACUGUUGAGAAUAUAGAUUACCCACACUACUGUGAUCUCUUAAGAAAAAUGAACAUGCCUUUUGUGAAAGGUCUUGAGAACAGACAUAACUAUGGCAGAUUUGAAAAUAAAUGCAACCCUGCUUUUCUUAAAUUUCACCCUUAUCCCCCUUCAGUCUUGCCAGACUAUCAUUUACAUUAUCCUUAUCCUCCACCGUAUGGGCCACAUUAUCCGUUAUUUCCACUUCGGGAUGAUGUGAUCUUAGGUGAUCCCUGUUCAGGGUUUAUGAGUCCUGGUGGUGAUGCUGAUUUAAAUCCUGGCAUUGGCAGAACCAUACCAACCCUAGUGGAUUUUAGUGAUGUGAAGCCUCAACAUCGAGUUCCCAGACCAGAUACAGGAUUUCAAACAACAAUAAAAAGGCAAAAAAUUCUAUCAGAAGAACUGCAACAGAACAGGAGAUGGAAUUCCAGAGAAGUACCAGACAUUUCUAUCAGAGCAAGACUGGGAGGUUGGACAAGCCCACUGAAAGUUACCCCUUUACAACCUCAUCAUGAAGGACGCUCAUUAAGACACAUGUUUACAUUUGAUGACGAGGCAACAUGUACAGUUGAAGGUGAACCACUUGUUCAACCAAACCAGAAAUGUAAUGCAAAGGACUCAUUUUACAAGUCCUCUACACAAAAAGCUUAUGAAGGUGUUCCUUGGGAUAAGAUGCUACCACGAAAACUUGAUCCAGAAGAAACAACUUUGGAAAAAGCUGCUGACCCCAUCUCACAAUGUUUUACUCUGAAAAGAUACGAAAGGGUGCCAGCAAUAACUCAGAUGGUUGGUGACCUCUGGGACAGAUUUCAAACAAGAUCUUCCUUGGCACCAGUCAAACCAAUUAAUUUUGUGAGUUCAAGUUCUCAAAGUAAAUAUAUUCCUCUCUAUACUGGUCAUGUGCAGUCUACAAAUGCUGAUGAUGUUGACAACCCCUUGGGAGACCUCUCAUCCCUAGCCAGGCCACGGUGCUCUAAGCCUCUGUAUACAAACACAAGUCGUGCUGCAAAUAUGCCAGGAUAUACCGGCAAGGUUCAUUUCACAGCCACCCACCCAGCAAAUUCUAAUAUUCCAUCAACAACCCCAUCACCAGAUUCAGAACUGUACCGCGUCUUACGAAGAGAAAUGGCAGUUGACCUCUUCCGUCACCAGGCUCCACUGUCACGACUGGUCACGACUGUGAGACCCUACAACCCCUUCAACAAGAAGGAAAAAGAAACCCUGGACUUCUAGAGGCGGAGGCCCUGCGCUGGCUGUCCCGGCGCUCUGCCCAGAGAACGCCCGUGCGGCGGUGGGAAAUAAAGGCGGCUUCUGCCCGGCGCAGUGCGGUGUGGUGGGGUCGGUGCUCUCCGCCGGCCUGCGCGUCCCUGCCCGGCCCCGCCUCUCUCCUCCCGCAGGCGGCGCUCAGCUGGGCCCGGGGCACCCGCCCCUCAGACCCCAAAGCCGGCAGCAGGGGAGCAGGGGUUGUGUGGCUGAAGAUUCCUCUUUAGGGUUGGAAUAUUGGGUCCACCUAGAGGUCUCACAUCCGGACCACUUCAGAGCAGGGAUUCUACAGCAGAGCAGACCACAGCAGGUCUCAAAGGGGAUCGAGUCAAAAACCCACAUGCUGUCCGUGGGAACUCUGCGCUACUGAGGAACUGCGUUCUUUCCUCCCAGAGGACGUCACACAGGGGCACAACAUCUACACACUCUCUCUCUCCUCUCUCUCUCUCACUAUCUGUCUGAGACGGAGUCUCGCUCUGUCUCCAGGCUGGAGUGCAAUGGUGCGAUCUCGUCUCACUGCAGCCUCAGCCUCCCGGGUUCAAGAAAUUCUCCUGCCUCAGCCUCCCUAGGAGCUGGGACUGCAGGCGUGUGCCACGACGCCCAGCUAAUUUUUGUACUUUUAGUAGAGACGGCGUUUCACCGAGUUGGCCAGGAUGGUCUCAAUCUCUUGACUUGGUGAUCCGUCCACCUCAGCCUCCCGAAGUGCUGGGAUUACAGGCGUGAGUUACCGCCCGCGGGCGACAUCUACCCCCUCUUGGCCUGCUCCAGUGUUUCCCUGAGAGAGAAGCGUUCCCCAGCCUUCGUGAGGGUCCUGAGGUCUGAGUCAUGACCACUCUGGGUUAGAGGGUGGCCUGACACGGUCUUGACCAAAGAGAGCACCCGCUUGGGGAAUCUCAGGGUUGCCUGUGGGCUGAGGGGGAGCCCUCUGGCCUUCGGAAUACACAAAUUAAGUGUAUUUUUACAGGGUUUGCACACAUAUAAACAUACACAGAGCCUGUUGGAGUUUACAAAGUGCUUUUGCAAACCUUAGCUCGUCUGACCCUGCAACCUUGUAAUAAAUUCUUGUAGCGGGCAUUUUACAAAUAUCUUGCAUUUGAUGAAUAAAAUAGACUAAGGCCAGGAGAAGUGAAGUAUUUAAGAUCAUGCAACUUGAGUUAUUACUGGAAUUCAGGUUUUCCGUAUUUAGUUAUUAUACCUCUCUUACCCCUCCACUUUUUCCCAGCAGAUUGGAUAAACUUCAGUGAAUUAUAAAAACAAAACAAAUAGAAACAGGAAAAAAAAUAACCCUCCCUGUGUUUCUAAACUUUUCUGAAGUGUCUCAGGGUUUUUAUCUAACUUCUUCUAAGAAAUUCAGAUCAAGAUAGUUAUCCUGCAGAACUCCAAGUAAAAAUGUGUAAAUGCUUUCGGGGGUAGUUUGUUCUUGAUUUUCCCACAGAAAGGGAGAAGCCGGCCACCUUUGUGAUGGAAUCAUGUAUUGCCUCAAUGGGCAACAACACAGACUCGGAUGGUGAGUGCUCUACCAGGACAAAAGAGGAAGAGCAACAACCAUCCAUCCUGAGGGUGGACAUGCCUUCAAGCAAAGGAACGGCUCCCCAUGAACCCAAUCUUGUAGUUUAGUUAUUUUUUAGAAAGAGUAAAUUGGAAAAAAAAAUAGAUCCAAAUAAAAAUCUUCAACUCUGGAACAUUCUCAGAAAAACACAAGUGAGGCAGUAUUAGCCUCAUUCAAGAAGCAGAUUAACGUAGGUACCUGAGAUUACAUUUUUCAGUAAACAUUCCUGGCAGGCUACUUUGUCAGAGGUGCGUGCUGCUCAAAAUCUGAGGCACCUCUUCAUCAUUCUGGGCCUGGACAGGGCUCCAUUAGUACUGGAUCUUCACAUUUUGCAGGCUAACAUAAUUUUUCCAUUCUCUAUGCUGCAGAUACCUAGACACCUGUCAGAGAACUUGAACGCUCCAAUGCUGCUUCUAGAAGGAUGUUGACUUUGUAGCAUCCUUAAGCUUCAUGCAGAAAAAGAGAGAUGGUGACUUUCCAUUUGCACUCUAACUUGUUCAGAUUUCUCACUUGUGAAAUUAAAAUGCAAAUUCUGCUCACCAGAGACCUGAAAUCCAAGGUCAGCCACGACAACGAAGAACAUAGAGUGACCAGUGUUCCUAACCCUGACCUGUGGGUGUAAGUCAUAGUAUUGGGGCUUCUGUGGUCAGCAUUACAACUAAAAGUCACAAAAUCCAUGGACGAUAGACUCAGGGAUAUGCAUCUGCUCUUCAGAUUCUGAAUUCUGGUCUUGCGUUGUUUCUUGCACCAGGAGCCAGCACAGCUCUGCCUCAUCAGACUGACAACUUGCCCCUCACUCCCCACCCUCCAGGCACAUUCUUCCCUAUAAAGUCACCCUCUCAGCUUUUAGUUAUUCCCAGAGAUGACACAAAUACAGAGAACUGUGGCAUUUUUAUAGCAUUUAGGUGAAAGCUGUUAUACAUUACACAGUUCACCUGAGAGAGAAAAAGGCAUGCUAAACCAGGCAGUGGCUCAUACCUGCAAUCCCAGCACUUUGGGAGGCCAAAGUGGGAGGAUUGCUUCAGCCCAGAAGUUCAAGAUCAGACUGGGCAACACAGUAAGACCUCGUCUCUACAAAAAAAUCAAAAAAUGAAGUAGGAGGAUCACUUGAGCCCUGGAGAUUGAAGCAACAAUGAGCCAUGAUUGUGCCAUUGCACUCCUGCUUGGGUGACAGAGUGAGACCCUGCCUCAAAAAAAAAGAAAAGGAAGAAGAAAAUGCAUGCUAAUAGUGUUAUUCUAGCCAAUAAGGAUGUUAGAAUGCAACAUGCAAAAAUAUUACAAAAGUACAACAAUCUGAAAAAAUAUGACACUCAACGCAGAGUAGAAUGGAGAUGAGAAUUGAACAGAGGAAAGCAUUUUAAACCCGUGAGUACAGGGUAGGUUUUUUUCAAUAGAUGGUAUUGGGACUACUAUUUGAAACAAAAAAGAAAUAUAGAUUCACUAAACGAAUUGUUCCUAGAAUCCAGACUUAAAUAGGUAAGUUAUAGAUUACCUGGAAACUCAGGGGAAUUGGUUUAUAAGGUGGAAGGUGUGAAAAUUUUUUCCAAAAAGGACACUGAAGAAGGUAAAAAGCUACUUUCAGCAUAAAAAAUACAAUCAAAAUUUUAAGAUAAACCUGUCAGGAAAAUACGUCAAAGGAUCCACAUUCUCAUUGUAAAAACAGCCUAUUAUUUAAAAAGUGAUUAAGCUAAUCGGAACCAGUUAAAGGAUAUUAACAACAAAUAAGAAAUAUGAAUGGCCAAUAAAAUUUUUACACCUCAGCCAUAUUAGAGAAAUAAUGGUAGUAUUUCACUUUUCACCCACAAAUCGGUGCUGAUGAGCAGAAACAGACGUCUGUUUACCACUAGUAGGAGUUUACCUGGGUAAUGCCUUCCUAGGGGAUACCUGGCAAAACGUUUUAGGAGCUUUCACAAGUGGCAUAUAUUUCAACUUGGUCAUUUCCCUUUUAGGAUUUUAUCAAAGCAAAUAAUUACAUAGUGAGCAAAUAUAUUUGCAUAAAGAAUUAAAGGUGCAGCAUGAUUUAACUGAGAGAAAAUGAGAACAACCCACUGUCCUGUAGGGUAAACACACCUGAUAGCAAUAACUGAAGCGUAUCGUUAGAAUGACCCUUAUGGCAGAUGCCUCUGUCCCAUCUCGUGGAACCAGUUAAAGGAUAUUAUGGCUGAACAAGAGGUCGAGGCCCUGAGUUUUGGGUUAAUGAAGAUUGACAGGUGGAGUUCAUUAUGAGGAGGCUGUUAAGGGAAAAUGCUAUACAAACUGCAUGCCGUUUGCAAGCAGUUGCAGUUUUCCUGCCCAACCUGCUGCCACUGGGUUAUGCUGUCCAGGCUACCACCACCAUUUCUGUAACUAAGGCAGUCCUAUUAUCCAGCCUACCGCCACUGGACUCUCUCCCCUGUAUGUUUGCCCCUAAUAAA